This is a messenger RNA of Mercenaria mercenaria, 1430 nucleotides long. Its product is annotated as serum paraoxonase/arylesterase 2-like. Gene Ontology annotation, molecular function: arylesterase activity. The record is from RefSeq and is a predicted model, not a curated record. The transcript is spliced from 8 exons. The coding region runs from base 236 to 1051 and encodes 271 amino acids. NCBI's taxonomy places the organism in Eukaryota, Metazoa, Mollusca, Bivalvia, Venerida, Veneridae.
UUUCAGGGACUGGUUGGACUUUAACCGAGAUGUCAUAUUUACAGUGACACCUGGAAAAUGUCACGUUGUACUUCAUGACGGCGGAUCGGAGGAUUUGACCCAUGUCGGCAAUGGUGUUGUCCUGUUUUCGACGGGUUUACUGACUUCAAAGGGUCAUAUUAAAGCAGUAGACUUAAAUCAGAGUUUGAAUGCUUUUACUCUUAACAUAACCAACUCACCGGAGAGAGACGACUUCAUGACUAAACUACACGGCUUAUCGUCUUGGCGAGAUCCCCACACUGGUAAGCUAUAUCUUUAUGUGAUAUCACAUGCUUCGGAGGAAAGUAUUGAAGUAUUCGAAGUUGAAGACGGCAUAAACCUUAAAUACAUAAAGACAAUCACAGAUUCCAGUUUUGCUUCCAAACUUAUGAACGAUCUUGUAGUGGUUGGAAAAGAUAAGUUUUACAUCUCACAGUUUACACAUUUUCCAAUCCGUGACAUGACCAAGGUCAAUUUGGAAUGGCUGUCCCGCUGGAAAACUGGGAAUAUAUAUUACUAUGAUGGUCACAGGGCAAGAGUAGUAGCGUCAAACCUUGAACAGCCGAAUGGAAUCAACAUUUCUCCAGAUGCAAAGGUGAUAUAUCUAUCGGAAUGGGGAUCAAAGACAUUAAAGGCAUACAGGAGGGAAUCAACAAACAAUCUUGUUGAACUAUGGAGUACGUAUCUUGGUACUGGUAUCGAUAACAUUGAAGUGGACCCAGAUACCGGGGAUCUCUGGAUAGGAGCUCAUCCGGUGAUGUGGAAAGUUAUUGAUCUUUUAAAUAUAUUUGGUGCUAAACAUCCUGGUCAGGUGCUGCGAAUAAAAAUGACUGACAACGCUAUCUCCGAAAUAGAAGAGGUCUUCUCCGACGAUGGUAAUUUUUUAUAUGGGACUUCGUCAGCAACAAAUGUGAAUGGCAAGUUAGUCAUCGGUACCGUUUCACAGAAAGCUGCCGUUUGCGAACUCAACUAUUUGUCAAAGAAUGAUGCUACGGACAGCGGACUGCUUCCAGAUUCAUACGUAGCGAAUUGAAAAGGGUUGAUAACUAUAUAAGAGGCGUUUGAUAUAUUUUCACAAGACAAAUAAACUUCAGUGAAAGCAUACUUGCUUCUUUUUCGUCUUCCCGAUUUUUAGGAGGGGGUUGGUAUAGCUGCUGUCUUGUCCUUCCAUCCGUCCGUCCGUCUUAUCCUCUAACCAUUCCGAAAUCUUUGUUCGGAUAACUUUUCUUACUGUUUUCUAUGGAUUUGGUCCAAUGUACAGAAAUGUAUCUUGAACAUAUUGUCAGGACAUGAAUGUACCAUGCCAAGAUUAAGAGUUAGUUUACAGAAUUCGGCACAUUGUCCAAUACUUAUACAACUCUUCCCACAGUUUUCAAGAGAUCUAGCCCAACCUAACAGAUAUGUACUGUUAU